GGCUGGAUGCUGUGGGGGGUCAUUUCUGGGUAGCUGGACGUCCUGUUUCAUUGGGAAGGGGUGUGGGGAGACGGAUGCUUAUAUGACACCACCUGCCGAAGAGUAUCAGCCCGUGCAGCCAUUUCUGUCUCCAUUUUGUAUGUAGAUUUUUUCCCCAUCCAAAGGGAUGGUGAGCAGUUCAUGGACCGUGCCAUGCUUUUCAUUGCCACGGUAACAGCACCAAGCCCUGGGUACAGCCGGAAGCUCCAUAUCGUGGACUGGGAGGUGCAGUGUAAGGUGUAGUGAUUAAGGACACGGCUGUGAGGAUGUGGAGUCCAGCCACAAGCAACGCCCCAUCUGCUGUGCACUGCCCCCUGCGGAGAGUCUGCUGAUCUGCAUUACAGGAUGUUCAGCUUUGGGCAAAAGUGUCAGUUAAGCAAAAAAUAAACAUGGCGAUGAUGAUUAUAACAGUAUUAUGUGCUGUCAGUUGCUGCUUGACUUAACCCAGUUGGAAGAGAGAUGGGUUAUACCAGUUGGUGAUUGACAGUAAUUAGAAAGGUAAUUUCUUCCUUGACUAACUAUGAGCCUGCAGCUAGAUAACACUGAUUUCUUCGAGUCGCCUCUAGACAGGCACUGCCCCGUGAUCCCAGCAGUGAUUUGCAUGCUGGGCUGUUGGGGUGGAGAGCAGGAUCAGGGUGGGACCCUAUUUGCCUCCCAGACCAGAACAGUCUUCCCUUGGCGUCUCUCCCUCCCAGCAUCAGCCCUGAGCCCCUGGCCUCACCGCCGGCAUGGGCUCCUGUUUCGCGAGGUCCGGCCAGAUGCGUUUGCCCUCCAUCUUGCUUUUGGGGUUUGUGUACAUGGUGUACGUUCUCAUUGGAGGGGUGGUCUUCUGGAAGCUGGAGGGGAGCCAGGUGGAGGAGAACAUAGCUCAGCUCCUGGAGGAGAGGGCCAAGCUUCUGAGUAGUAUUCCCUGCCUGGACCAGCAGGCCAUUGACACCCUGACUGAGGUGGUGCAGCGGGCCAUUUCCACUGGGCUAAGCCUGAAAAUGAACCAAACCAUGGAUGGCUUCUGGAAGUUCACUAGCUCUGCCGUAUUCGCCGCUACUGUGAUUACGACGAUAGGCUACGGGAACAUUUGCCCCCGCACAAUGGAGGGCCAGAUCUUCUGUGUGUUCUUCGCACUGUUCGGCAUCCCCCUGAAUGUCGUGGUACUCAACAGGGUUGGAAAGUACAUGCUUGCCAUCGAGAGGAACAUCUGCGACUUCAUGGAGACCAAGACUAAAUACAAGCAAGCAAUUAGGGUGAUGAUCCAUUUACUGUCUUUGGCGACUGGCACCGCUGUGUUCUUUGUGGUUCCCAUGAUCGUAUUUGCGCUGAACGAGGGUUGGAGCUACGCUCAGGCAAUCUACUACUGCUUCAUUUCCCUGAGCACCAUCGGCUUUGGGGACUACGUGGCAGACAGUAACCCCAACAGGACGUACUCGAGCUGGUAUGGCUGCCUCGUGGCGGCCUGGAUAUUCUUCGGAAUGGCCUGGCUGGCCCUUCUCAUCAACCACGCCAUCGACAUCCUGGAGAGGAUAAACGCCUGCUUAAAGCAGCAUGGCAGCCGAACCGUAGAGAGCAGAAGCGAUUCCGUGGAGCACUGCGACAGCAUAUCUAAGGAAGUCUCCAGCAUGCACAGUGAGCUCACCGAGGACCAGGCCCCAGAGAGGGGUUCCAGGGUAACAAGCCCAGAUAACGUGGACAAGAGUCCGUCCAGCUGAUCGUCACUGUCCAGUAAUCUCGCCUGUGCUGCAAACCAGGCUUGCAUACCUCCAGGCCUACAUCCCUCUUCGCUUUUCUACAUGCUGUUUUCCUGUUUUUUACAAAUUCAGAGUCCAAGUGCCUUAGAAAUUACAUGAGAGCUUACAAGGAAUCACUCAGUGCUCAGGUUUGCAUUGUCUUCAUUAUCCAGCUAAUAUUAUUUGGAAAUACUGAAAGUGCGUCAGUGAAAAUUCAUCUCAGUUCUGCAACAGUAAACUAAGUCUCGUGCAUACAGUACAUUAAGUGAAAUACUGAAGUUUGUCCACUAGAGGGCGAUGUAACACAAGACUUUGAUGAGAUGACCAAAGCUGUGGGUGGCAGUAGAGAUCGUACUCAAAAAGUAUAAAAACGCACCAACUUUACAUUCAAGUUAUGCUGGGUAGUGAAUUAAUAAACGUUUAUAAAUGUUUUCUUAUAUAAGCAAUAGGGGUGUGUGCUGUCAGUGUCAUUUUCACAGUAAGUUUUGAUAUUAACUGAGGGAACAGCUGCUUCUCUUCAAUAGCAUUCAGCUUCUAUUAGCUUUUGAUGUGCAAAGAUUGUAUUUAUACUGUAGUUUAACAUUGUCAGAUAUUGUUCUGAAUAUGGACUCUUAGUAAAACAAAAAACUGAAUUUAUGCAUUGCCAAUUACAGCGGCCAGUUUUAUACAGAUUCUGUAUGUUACAAACGUUAUUAAACUCACCUUAUGCAUGUCAUUAA
Molecule: messenger RNA, 2479 nt
Organism: Brienomyrus brachyistius
Lineage: Eukaryota; Metazoa; Chordata; Actinopteri; Osteoglossiformes; Mormyridae
Gene: kcnk17
Product: potassium channel, subfamily K, member 17
Exons: 6
Coding region: 768-1742 (324 amino acids)
Biological process (GO): potassium ion transmembrane transport; stabilization of membrane potential
Cellular component (GO): membrane
Molecular function (GO): potassium ion leak channel activity
Source: RefSeq, a predicted model, not a curated record